GCCAAAGUUGUCAUCGGCUGCUUCUCUUGACGUGGAUCGGCAUCGUUGAAUGAAGUGAGUUGGCGAUGAAAGACGGAGCACCGGCCGCGGUGGAUGCCUGCAAGGAACCGCGUUAAGUGCAACUUUGGAAACCUGCGGGUAGCUCCAGCAACGUCAACCGUCGACUUGGCCCAGGUCGUAGUUAUCUCUCUACGUUGAUUCUGCGAGGAACUGCGACCAUGAAUAACGAACAAUUUCGGAAACUUUUGGGUGCCGAAUCGGGAAAAUCCCGGUCUCCGAGCAAUGGAACGUCCCAGAGCAACGCCAGUUCAGCCGCGUCCGGGGCGUUGGGAUCGCGACAACGAUCGAGCAUUCCCAUGACUCCGCGCUCUGUUGGGAUUGGAAAUAGCCGAAACGAGUUUGCGCGGCAGCUUGCUGCAAGAAAUCAAGAGACCCAGCCGCAAAAGAAAUUUCGCACAUCAACACCGAAAGGAUCGAGACUUGCGGAGGGCUAUGUUGACCGAGCACGAGACCGAACCGAAGAGGAAGAAGACGACCGCGCAAAGCGGAUAAAGGCGCUAGAGGAGGCGCUGAAGAACGAAGAAAUUGACCAGGCGACAUUCGAGAAGCUUUCUAGCGAAAUCGCCGGAGGAGAUCUUUCGAGCACGCAUUUGAUUAAGGGCUUGGAUUUUAAACUCCUGGAAAGGGUGCGAAAGGGCGAAGACGUCUACGGAGACAAAGAAGGUGGUGACGAAGAAGAGGAGGUUCCGCCUGAGGAGGAAGUAGACGAAGCAUUUGACAAGUUGGGGGAGACAGAGGUGCGGGCCGUCGAAAAGGAAAAGGCGAAGAAGAAGGGCCAGUUCGCACCCGUGGCGCUUGCUCCCGGGAGAAAGAGAACCCGAGACCAGAUUCUGGCCGAGUUGAAGGCCUCGAGAGAGGCCGCCAAGGCCCAGCAGGAAGCCGCGCUGGGCAACAAGUUCAAGAAGAUCGGCGCCAAGCAACAGCCUGGGACCCGCAUCGAACGAGACAGCAAAGGUCGCGAAGUCAUGAUUAUCGUCGACGAAGAUGGCCACGAGAAGAGAAAGGUUCGCAAGAUCCAAGCAGGCGCUGAGGAGGAACAACGUAAGGAGUUCGUCCCGGACAAGGACGCGAAACCGCUAGGCAUGGAGGUGCCCGAGUUCUACAGGAAGAAGCAGGAGGAGGUCGAAGAAGACGACAACGACGACAUCUUCGUCGAUGCAGGGGACGAUUACGACCCGCUCGCCGGGAUGGACGAUAGCUCCGACGAGGACAACGAAGGCGAGGUCAAGGACAAGACAGAGGUCAAGGACAAGACAGAGGUCAAGGACAAGACAGAGGUCAAGGACAAUACAGAGACCAAGGACGAGCGCAGCGCCGACACAAUAGCGAUGCCACCGCCACCACGGCCGGCGCAGGCCCGCAACUACUUCAAGGACGCAAAGACGGAGCUCAUCUCGUCGCAGACCCUCAAGGGCCCCUCAAUGUCGGACCCGGCCAUCCAGGCUGCUUUCAAGAGGGCCGCACAACUCAACGCAGCGAACAGAGAUCAGGGGAACGACGAGGACAAGGAAGACGACCAGGAGGCCAGGGCUCGGCGGGAGCGACACAAGAGAAUGCUGCAGAGCGCGGAUCGGGACGCCGAAGAUUUGGACAUGGGCUUUGGCACCAGCAGGUUCGAAGACGAGGCAGACUUCGACGACGCUCCGGUCAAGCUUUCGGAAUGGGGCAACGAUGACGACGAAGGGGACGGCAAGGGCGGCAAAAGCAAGAGGAAGAGGGGCCCUAAGAAGAGGAAGGGCGAUGCCAACAACGCGGCCGAUGUGCUCAGGGUGAUGGAGCAGCGGAAAGCGGCGAGCAAGUCGUAAUCUUAAGCGGGUGACGGGGGAGAGUCACGCAUGCCCGUUGCUCUCGAAGCCACCAUUGUGCAACUAGCUUGCUAUUUUGCCAUUAUGGGAUGUCACCCGCCAGCACACUCCAGCCAUUGUCUGUACAAAUUGAUACCCUCUACGCCACCCCCUCAAGAUGGCCAGCGCGCUCGCAUCAUACACAAGUACAACACGCACGCGCACGCGCACGCGCACACCAUUGCCCAAGCACGCUGCCAGGGCUACAACUGCUUGCGUACUCCCUCCCUGGACACCGCUCCCAUCGUGCUAAUUCCUGCCAAUGCUUUUAGGCACCGGUGCAGAGUAACCUUUGCGGCGGCGGUUCC
Colletotrichum navitas is the source of this 2212-nucleotide messenger RNA. RefSeq lists its product as uncharacterized. Bases 219 to 1865 code for a protein of 548 amino acids. The record is from RefSeq and is a predicted model, not a curated record. Gene Ontology annotation, biological process: mRNA splicing, via spliceosome. NCBI's taxonomy places the organism in Eukaryota, Fungi, Ascomycota, Sordariomycetes, Glomerellales, Glomerellaceae. Gene Ontology annotation, cellular component: nucleus. The transcript has 3 exons.